AAGCAUUUCCGGAAGUUGCCGAAGUGUCUCCGGACGUCGCCGGGGCUUGGUGGCCGGGGCGGAGGAUGGCGGAGGCGGCGGCGAGGCUGCGGGCCGACGGCAUCGAGAAGCGGUUGGUGAAGGAGGGUCGGGGCGAGCUGCCGGACUUUCGGGAUGGAACGAAGGCGACAUUCCACUACCGGACCCUCCGCGGCGAUGGGUUGGGGCCCCCCAUCGACGACAGCCGCAGUCGCGGGAAGCCCAUGGAGCUCAUCAUCGGCAAGAAGUUCAAGCUGCCCGUAUGGGAGACCAUCCUGAGCACCAUGCGAGAGGGCGAGGUGGCCGAGUUCCUCUGCGAAGUCAAGCACGUGGUCAUGUACCCGCUGGUGUCGAAGAGCCUGCGCAACAUCGCGGCGGGCAAGGACCCUCUGGAGGGGCAGCGACACUGCUGUGGCAUCACCCAGAUGCACGAACACUCGUCGCUGGGCCACGAGGACCUAGACGCCCUCCAGCAGCACCCCCAACCCCUCGUCUUUGCCAUCGAGAUGAUCAAGGUGGAGAACCCCGGCUCGUACCAGCAGGACCCCUGGGCCAUGACGGACGAGGAGAAGAUGGCGGCCGUGCCCCUCAUCCACCAGGAUGGCAACCGGCUGUACCGCGAGGGCCACGUGCAGGAGGCCGCCGCCAAGUACUACGACGCCAUCGCCUGCCUCAAGAACCUGCAGAUGAAGGAGCAGCCGGGCUCCCCGGACUGGAUCCAGCUGGAUCUGCAGAUCACACCACUGCUGCUCAACUACUGCCAGUGCAAACUGGUAGCCCAGGAAUACUACGAGGUGCUGGACCACUGCUCCACCAUCCUCAACAAGUACGAGGACAACGUGAAGGCGUACUUCAAGCGGGGGAAGGCGCACGCGGCGGUGUGGAACGCCCAGGAGGCCCAGGCGGACUUCGCCAAGGUCCUGCAGCUGGAGCCGGCCCUGGGCCCCGUGGUCAGCCGGGAGCUGCGCUCGCUGGAGAUGCGGCUGCGGCAGAAGGACCAGGAGGACAAAGCACGCUUCCGGGGCAUUUUUGCCCCCUGAGGGCGGCCCCCC
Molecule: messenger RNA, 1070 nt
Organism: Ornithorhynchus anatinus (platypus)
Lineage: Eukaryota; Metazoa; Chordata; Mammalia; Monotremata; Ornithorhynchidae
Gene: AIP
Product: aryl hydrocarbon receptor interacting protein
Exons: 6
Coding region: 66-1058 (330 amino acids)
Molecular function (GO): protein binding; peptidyl-prolyl cis-trans isomerase activity
Source: RefSeq, a predicted model, not a curated record